Molecule: messenger RNA, 2713 nt
Organism: Lepisosteus oculatus (spotted gar)
Lineage: Eukaryota; Metazoa; Chordata; Actinopteri; Semionotiformes; Lepisosteidae
Gene: arhgdig
Product: Rho GDP dissociation inhibitor (GDI) gamma
Biological process (GO): Rho protein signal transduction
Cellular component (GO): cytoplasm; membrane; cytosol
Molecular function (GO): Rho GDP-dissociation inhibitor activity; protein binding
Source: RefSeq, a predicted model, not a curated record
UCCCAGCUAAUGAGCGGAGAAGCGGCGAAGCAGCACAGCACUGAGGCAGGGGGCUUGUGCGCCUGCCUGCAGAUCAAUAGCAUCUGCAGACAGGAGUCUGAUUUCCACAUCGCAGCUCCCUCACUGCAGCAGAGGCGGCACGGGAUCGCCGACAGUCCAGAGCUUGCUCUCCUCCUUCCUCUCUGGCUUGCCUUGCCCUUCCCAGCGCCAGCAAGGAUGUACAGCUGAUCGCUUUUCUGGCUUUCUACAUAGAAAGUGCAGGCUUUCUCCAGUAAAAGUUUUCCUCUUUAACACGAGGGGCGUAUUCCGUCCCCACCACCACCACCACCACCCCUUCUCCGGAGUGCCUCAGGAGGGACGCGAUGCUGGGCUUGGACGUGUGUGGGCUUGGGGGCCAGGUUCUGGAGCUCCUGUGGCUCACCGUCUGCUACAGAGACAUCAUGGCUGACAAAGAGGCAGAGAAGCACAUUGCGGACGAGGAAGAGGAGACCGAGCUGAAUUACCAGCCUCCGGCGCAGAAGUCCCUGCAGGAGAUCCAGGAGCUGGACAAGGAUGACGAGAGCCUGAACAAGUACAAGCAGGCGCUGCUGGGGUCCGGCCCAGUGGUGGCAGACCCCACUGUGCCCAACGUUGAGGUCACAAGGCUGACGCUGGUCUGUGGUCAGGCUCCGGGACCCAUCACGAUGGACCUGACAGGUGACCUGGAGGCUCUGAAGAAGCAGAACUUUGUGUUGAAAGAAGGGGUCGACUACCGAGUGAAAAUCCACUUCAAGGUCAACAGAGAUAUUGUGUCUGGGCUGAAGUAUGUGCACCAUACCUACAGGAAAGGGCUGAGAGUUGACAAGGCUGUGUACAUGGUGGGGAGCUACGGGCCGCGCACCGAGGAGCACGAGUACAUGACCCCUGUGGAGGAGGCGCCCAAGGGCAUGCUGGUCCGCGGCACCUAUCACAUCAAAUCCUACUUCACAGACGACGACAAGACGGACCACCUGUCCUGGGAGUGGAACCUGAACAUCAAGAAGGAGUGGGACGAAUAGAGAGCCCGCUGCUGCUGCUGCCGCCACUCUGGGGCCCCCUGCUGGGCAGAUGGUGAAAGUUGUGCAAACAGGAAGUUAGGCGAAGCUUAGCGGUUCGGAAAGCCUUUAACUACUCUAGAUUGGUGUAAACUACUUAGCCAGACUGAGGAACAAUGAAAGAUCACGCAAAAAACAAAGACUCGCUUCACAACCUGUCUCGAGACGCAAAAAAGGAGCACUGUCUUUUAAUACGGUCAGAGCAAAAAAUAAAUAAAAAUUAAAAGGUGAAGUUAUUUUGGUCUGUUCAGGUGUUAAUUCACAAUUCUCUAAUUUUAUCUCCUACUAUGUUUCUUCAUUUAAAUGAGCACAUUCUUGCAUUGGAGGUUAAAUACUGCAGUCAGGUUGUUUCUAGCACCUAGAGGCCAGCUAGCUGUAUAGAGUAUAAUUAAUGAAAGAGAACAAUGGACAAAUAGGAUUGAUUAAACCCUUACAUGAGCAUACAUCUAAACUACAGUGGAUUAAUGAAGAUUUUAGAAAAAGUCUUUUCCUCAAAGUUUUGUUUUUGAGCAUAAAUAUUUCUGCUGGUGAGAAAGCCAGUGCUAUGAUUUCUUCUGUCCUGGCAAAGGGCUGUCCUCUGUGACCGUGCUCCCCUGAGCAUCUCUAACCUUCUGUUUCUGCAGCUUUUGCUGAUCUGUUCCUGAUAUAUCUCAAUGGGAGAGAUUAUAUUCACUGUAAAUGACAGCUUAUUAUUUCCAAAUGACAAGAAAGAACUAAUUGAAGAUUAAUAAAAACAAAAAAAAGAUCACACGGAAAUGACGUUCAGUGUCUUUUUACUCAUACUCUAUGGUACCUUAUAUUUUUAACCAAGUGAGGGUACAAAGUUUCACUGCUUUGUUCAUGCUAAUGAUAGCUUAUUCAUGUGGCCAGAAUAGGUUUAAAUGCAAAGAACCUGAACAAAAUAGUUAAAUCUACAAUUUACACUGUUGGCAUCUAAUUUAAAUCCAUAGUUUUAUACAGCAUCUGGUUAUCCCUCAAUUCGGUGCCUUUUAAACGUGUAGAUUACAGCCCUUUGGUGCUUCAGUCUUAUUUUGUUUCACUUUGUCUUGACUCACACAUGCAAUAUUAAAACCAGUCAGGAAAGUGCAGUCUUUAAAAAUGCGAUCUGUUUAAAAAUAAAUCCUGCAAUCGCCACUCGACGGUUGACAGUCAUACUGGACCGAUAUGUGACGAACUCAGUCGUGUGUGGCUGUUUUUCCACUAAAGCCUAGAAAAUUUUAAAAUGUGAAAUAUUCCUUUAACAGACCUUUAAAAUGUAUAUUACUGGGUGAAAGAGUAAAAGAAAACCUAGCUUAAUCUGUUUUGAUCUUUAAAAAAAAGCUAAAUCAUUUGGUGUAGCCUGAAAGUAUAGCUACACUUACUGUAUAUCUCCGUUAGUUCAAUUAACUUCUGUGUAUAUCUUUAACGAAACAUUGUGUAAGCAGUGUAAAUGUACAUUAAAUGUCAUGGAAAAACAAGUUCAGAAACCUAAAAUAUCAGUGGUGUGUCCUGCUGCAUGACUUUCUGGGGGGUGUUUUUUUUAGAUCUCUUGGUGCAUUUGUACAACAUGUAAGAACUGUGCAGAGAGUUUAAAAGUGUGCUUUAAGACUGCAACAUCAUUUCUGUUCUUUUAUACAAAUAAAUUGCUUAUUGUUCCGUGA